AUGGAGAAGGCUAUGAGUAUGCUUAGUGGAGCUAGUUUAGAACAAAGGUUUUGGGCCGAAGCUAUGGCUACUGCCUGCUAUCUGGUUAACAAAUCUCCUACAUCAACUCUUGUUGGUAAGACACCCAUGGAGGUGUGGUCUGGUAAGAAGACUUCAAUAAGACAUCUUCAUGUUUUUAGUUGUGAAGCUUAUGCACAUAUUCCAAAGGAGAAAAGAUCUAAGUUGGAAAACAAAGCUGUCAAAUGUAUUUUUAUCGGAUAUAGUGUUGGUGUGAAAGGAUACAAGCUUUGGGAUCCUAUGACUAGUAAGGUGUUGCAUAGUAGAAAUGUUAUUUUUAGAGAGCUAACAUCUUCUCCUAUUGUGCUACAACUAGAUGAAAAAGAAAAGGAAAAAGAUGUUGUUCAGUUUCCUCCUACCCCUGAGAAGACUGAACAGAGAGACCAUGUUGGGUCUAAUGAUGAGGAGAGCUCUAGCAGCUCCGAUAGUUCGGAAGAAGAGGAAGAACAACCUCAACCUCAGCCCUUGAGGAGAUCCACGAGAGAAAGAAAGCAACCAGAAAGGUUUGGUUAUUCUAUGUUAGAUUCCAGUUGUGCUUUUGCUUUGAUUAUUAACACUGAUGAGCCUAGAUCUGUGAAAGAGGCUUUGGGCAUGGAAGAUGCAGGCUUGACAAUUAAGCUUUCGCAAAGUCUUCCGCUGUUGUCAAGUCAAUCAUGCACUUUGCUAUUUGCUUCAACGCUGCUUUCUAUUCCUUCAUAUUUUCUUGUUGUUGCUGUCAUGCUUCGGAAGCCGGUUUCGCCUAAACAGAAAAUGUCGUUGCGAACGGAAAUGCAUUGCGGAGUUGUGGUUCGCUUUGGAGUUUGUCUCUGUUUGGUGUCCUUUACUGCUGCUGCAAACUGUCAUCCUGAAAAGUGUGGCUCAAUGAGUGUGAGUUACCCUUUCUAUAUUAACAAUUCUGAUUGUGGAUACCCUGGUUUUCAGAUCACGUGCAGUAAGAGCAACUCUACUGGGAAGCUCACUACAUUCUUUACUGGAUAUCUAGGUAAUUUUACUCAGAAGCGUCUUCCAGCUAAAGAUUACAAGAUUAUGGAGAUCGAUUACAAGGGUCAUCUCGUCAUAAAUUCGACUUCGAUCAAAACAUAUUCGUGUGAUGCAAAACGUGGUGCUUCAAACUUCUUUCAGCCACCUAAUGGUGGGCCUUUCACUAUUUCCAUGCUCAAUAAGUUCGUGGUGAUUGGCUGCAACAGCUUCGGUACCUAUGAAUUUGGGGAAUGGGGAGAGGCGAAGUGUGUAUCAACAUGUGACUCUCAAACUAAUCCGCCAUACUGCCGCUAUGGCUGUUGUGAAAUUACCCUUCCAGAUAAUUGGGAGUGGUUAAAUUUCACGGGCGGUGGUUUGUUUGAUUUUGAUGACAACUACAAGUGUGGCUUCUCCACUAUAUUGGACCCGUCUACCUUCACAGUGGUGGAUAAUAAAACAAACCUCUUCUGGGAUGAAGGCAUGAAAGCUUAUUAUGGUCUCCGCCUUAAUUGGGGUAUCGGCCUUCAAAAUUGCUCCAUGGCUAGAAAUACUGCCAAUUAUUCUUGCUCCUCCAAAGCAGAAUGCCUCGACUCACCUUCCGGAAUGGGGCACGUGUGCAAAUGCUAUCCAGGGUAUGAGGGAAAUGGUUACACAAAUGGCACAGAUUGCAAAGAUAUAAAUGAAUGCAGUAGAAAAGAGUUGAAUAUGUGCGUUGGAGCAGAAGAAGGAGGAUUAUGCCACAAUUUUGCAGGUUCCUACAAUUGUUCGUGUGCAAAGGGAUAUAAGGGAGAUGGCUUUCAUAAUGGGACAAGAUGUGUAUCCAAAAGCUCCAACUACCUCAAGCUUGCAAUUGUUGGGUCUACUUCUUCUUUUGUUGGUGUUUCUGUGGUGUCUUGUGGACUAUUUUGGUGGUUGAGCAUGCGUCGUUUAAAACAUGCAAGAGAAAAUAAUUUCCGACAGAAUGGCGGAAUACAGUUGCAGGAACGCAUCGCUUCCAUGGGAGGAAAAGAAAGCCUGAGAAUGUUUUCUGAAAGAGAGUUGGAAAUAGCUUCCAACAAUUUUUCAACAGAACUCGGGAAAGGUGGAUUUGCAACUGUUUAUAAGGGAGUUCUUGUAGAUGGUAUGCUUGUGGCAAUUAAAAAACCCAAAUCAAUUUCUGAUGAGUUUAUCAAUGAAAUUAUAAUUUUGUCUCAUAUUAACCAUAGGAAUGUAGUGAAAUUGAUUGGUUGCUGUAUGGAAUCUCAAUUUCCAUUGCUUGUAUACGAAUUUGUGCCAAAGGGAACAGUUUUUGAACAUCUACACUCAGGAGAGAAGCAAUUGUCAUGGGAAACAAGAAGGCAAAUUGCCAUUGAAACAGCAGAGGCGAUAGCAUAUGUGCAUCUUCAAGCCUCUCAACCCAUUUUCCAUCGUGACAUAAAAUCUUCAAAUAUUUUGUUAGACAACUCAUUCACACCAAAAGUAGCAGACUUUGGUAUUUCUCGCUUACGUCCUUCGGAUGAAAGGCAUUUGAGCACCGUCCUUCCGUCGGGCACUCCAGGAUAUGUGGAUCCUGAGUUUGUGAGGAGCAACCAAUUUACAGACAAGAGUGACGUUUUCAGCUUCGGUGUAGUUUUGGUGGAGCUUCUCACGGGUUUGAUGCCAUUGCUGUCUAUACAUGGAUCUACAUGUGCUUUGUAUGACCAUUUCCUUUCUGCAAUUAACAACAACCGUCUCAAUGAAAUUUUAGAUCCUAGAGUGGUGAACGAGGAAAUCCAAGGACAGAUGGAAAAUAUGGCAAGGUUAGCAAAAGCAUGUCUGCAAGCGAAAGAAAAAUCAAGGCCGUCCAUGAGAGAGGUAGUGGAGGAACUUGUUUGGAUAAGAGCCGCCACAAAACAGCCGGGGCUAUAUAGAGAUGUUAGUCUUGUGGAGCAUAGGGGUGAUCCAAAACAAACUAAGCUGAAUUAUCAUGCUUUGCUAAAUACCAUUGAUAGUACUGCAGAGGUUUAUUACCACAGUUCUCCAUCUGUUACAGCAAUUUCUUCAGAGGGUCCUUCCACUGCGUUGCUUCAGAUUGAAAUGUCAGAUACGUAUGCACGAUGAUCGAGUCAAUGCACGGCCGAAGAAGCACCCAGGUAUUUUGCAAACAGCAGCCUCUGCAGUUACCAUACGUUUAGUGUCUUGCUACAAUUACAUUUUGAAGUCUCUAUUUAAUAUUAGCGUUGUGCAAGUAUUGAACAUUUUAUUUAAUUUCUCGACAGAAACAAAUUGUAAUUAUGCACAAUCCUAGUGCAAUACAUUAUAAGAUUUUUAUGGUCAAAUGGUGUUUAUGUAAUUUUAAUCUAAUUGUUAUAUAUGAAAUUAUAUUUUGAGCUCCUUUCUUAAUCUGUGUAUGUUUGAGAUCAAAAAGGUUAUCAAUAGAAAUAGUU
Cryptomeria japonica (Japanese cedar) is the source of this 3422-nucleotide messenger RNA. Its product is annotated as wall-associated receptor kinase 2. Bases 1 to 3096 code for a protein of 1031 amino acids. Gene Ontology annotation, molecular function: ATP binding; calcium ion binding; polysaccharide binding. The transcript is spliced from 5 exons. Gene Ontology annotation, biological process: cell surface receptor signaling pathway; protein phosphorylation. NCBI's taxonomy places the organism in Eukaryota, Viridiplantae, Streptophyta, Pinopsida, Cupressales, Cupressaceae. Gene Ontology annotation, cellular component: plasma membrane. The record is from RefSeq and is a predicted model, not a curated record.